UAUUCAAAAGUUUCAAAGCCUAGAAAGCACCUCUCAAUAACUCUCCUUUAUUUUCCAUCGACUUCAAAUGCAGAAAAGUCAGAAUCCAAUACCAAAAAGUUGUGAAGACUUCAAAGACUGAAAAAUCAGAUUGAAUCUUCCUAACAAAAUGAGCACAGCCAUUCUAUUUAUACCACGUUUAGCUAGCUUUUGAGUAGAUGUGGAUGGGAAAGACAGAUAUGAGUUUCUUGACAUGGCUGGGGAUCAUUCUAAUAUUCCACUUUUACUACCUUUUCUACCUCAGCAUAGCACAGCCUAAUUUCGCUUUUCAAUCGCCAUGUGAAGGUAAUGAGACAGAGUACUCUCCGAAUGGUGCAUAUGGCACAAACCUUAACACAGUCCUCUCCUCUCUUUCACGUAACAUAGAUAGUGAUGGGUUUUAUAAUACUUCCAUAGGCCAAGAUCCAGACAAGGUUAGUGUCAUCGCGCAGUGUAGAGGAGAUGUCGAUUUACAAACAUGCCGUGACUGUAUAAAAAAUGCAACUCGCUUGAUUUUAGAGCUAUGUCCUCAAAAGAAAUCCGCCUUUGGUAUUUAUGAUAAGUGUCUGAUAAGAUAUUCGAAUGAGUCCUUCAUAGGCACAGUCUCAACAGACCCACAGAAAAUUUAUUAUUACAACCAAAAUUUCUCGAACCCGCAAUUGUUCUUUAACCGAUAUUUGACACCCGUGUUGGAAAAUUUACGAAGUCGAGCUUCAGAGGGUGGGAAGCGUAAGUUUGCUGCUAAUAUUACUAAUGCCCCUGAUUUUGCGAGGAUAUAUGUACUUGUACAGUGCACAGCCGAUUUAUCCGCUGACGAUUGCUUCAAUUGUUUGACCACUGGCUAUCAAACUCUACCUAGUUGUGAGUGUUAUGCAAAGCGGGGAAACUACUAUUUGAUGCCCAGCUGCAUUAUUCGGUAUGAACCUUACUCUUUCUUCAACGAGUCAUUUGCUGAAGCUCCGCCAUCGCCACCACCUGCCUCGUUGCCACUGCCACCACCAGCUUCACCGCCACUGCCACAACCAGAAGAAAGGAAGCUGCUGUGUAAGCUGCUACUA
This is a messenger RNA of Nicotiana tabacum (common tobacco), 1076 nucleotides long. Lineage: Eukaryota; Viridiplantae; Streptophyta; Magnoliopsida; Solanales; Solanaceae. The record is from RefSeq and is a predicted model, not a curated record.